Messenger RNA from Lethenteron reissneri (Far Eastern brook lamprey), 8551 nucleotides. RefSeq names its product pro-neuregulin-1, membrane-bound isoform-like. The record is from RefSeq and is a predicted model, not a curated record. Gene Ontology annotation, molecular function: signaling receptor binding. NCBI's taxonomy places the organism in Eukaryota, Metazoa, Chordata, Hyperoartia, Petromyzontiformes, Petromyzontidae. Gene Ontology annotation, biological process: intracellular signal transduction; animal organ development; nervous system development.
CGCGAGGAAGACCGGAGAGAGCAGGGCAGACAGGCAGUGAGAGGGUGGUGCUCGCAAGCUCUCUUCCAAGUGGAGGAAUGAGGCUGCAGACCAUUCGGAGCUCCUCCUGGGAUCGGCUUUCGCGUGCUUCCCGUGACAAAGUGAGGCAGGAGAGAGCGAUGUAGCUGCGUGACGCGUGCACAUCACCUUUGGACGGACCUUCAUCCCUUUUUCCAACGCUUGAAGCGAGCCUCCUGCAUAUUUGCCUCUGUCGCAGUGGGUCCUGCGCGAUCGCAGAAAUGUUCGCCGCCGCUCCGAGGAGACUGGUGGAAUGGAAGUCAGAAUUCGAUGAUGGACCAUCCUUCAAUUCAUUACAAUUGUGCAUGUAAUUACGGCGGACGAGGCAUUUUCAUGGGAGAACUUUGAAUUCCGGCGGCCUGUAAUAUUUGGAAAAUUGCAAUUUUUGUGCGCAUUGUGCAAAUGUAAAGAUUGUUUCUACGGAGGAAAAAAACGAGCAAAGAAUACGUGCAACAAAAAAAAUCCAGAGCGCCAGAGAUGAAAGUAGCGUUGUGUACAGGGAAUCUGGAGGCGGAUACCUUUCACAAUUCACAAUGAAUGCUUGCUUUUGGAGGCUGAAGAUGCUUGCAGUGACCUAAAAGGAAUAAGCAAACAUAUGCUUGCAUGAUGACGCCCUUGAAUGACUGACGCAGGAGGGCUCUAGAGUGAUUUUUCCCCCCUCAGAAAAAGAAUUGGGGUGUCCUGGCUGUGAACGUCAAUCAGGCAAUACCAAAUUGUUCUGCUUAUGCAGCCUGGAUUGCCUCAUUAUUGGAUUUGCUGUUGAUGGCAUGUCACAACCUGCAAGCCCUCCGUAUGAGGACAAAGAUUCAUCCCGUCGUCAUCUGGAGGCUGGUCAGUUAUCGACGAUGCUUUUGGCAAUUAAACUGGCAGCUAAAUUUCAGUGACACUUGAAAAGAAAAUGCCCGACAAUAUAUUGUGAAAGAAAAUAUAUAUAAAAAUGCGUGUAAUUAUUUAAAUAAGUUAUUUAUUUUUUAAUAUAUUUAAAAAUGAAAUGGAAUUUCUUUAAUAUUAGCAAUGCAAAUAAGCAGUGACGCUCAGAACAAAACAAUCUGCAUUGAGAAGAUAAUUAAGCUUGGCUUGGUAUUUAGCUUUGGAUACUAUUGUUUUGUGACGAACACAAUAAGGAGAUGCCCUGCUUGUAACAGUGUAUCAAUUUCAGUAUUCAGCAUUGCUAGCUUUCAGGAUCAAUUUAGGUCUGUUUGAAAUCGAAUACACAAUUAGGAUUUUUCCAGCCAGCAAUUGCCUAAAGGUGUGUUGAAUCAGCAGGGCUGAAGACAUUUUAGCUGCAGUAAUUAUCCUACACAGCUGCUGAGCCUGAUAUGAUUGAGCUGAGCCACAAAUUUCGCUGUAUCGACGGAUCUCAAUGCGAGGCACAGAGGAUCAGAUUGUAGCCGGAGGCUGAGAUCACUUUGCGGCCAUGAGGAAGUAAUUGAUCAGCGCUCACGCCUGAUUUCUUACUGACCGUUAAGAGCACGGAGCCCUCUGGGGAAGGCCUCCAGGAGGUGGCAGCGGUGUGUGGCAGCAGGAAGGGGAUUGUGGUGAUCUCCGGCAGCCAGGAUGCCUGAGCCGGCAGCAAGCUAUGGGGCCUGUGAAAUUACCAUUGGACCACCGGCUCAGGAGGAGGCCGAAGUUAUGCCGGAGGAAGGAGCGCCUGCGGAGUCAACGGUGGAAAAACCGGCGAGGCCAAAUGCGUCGCCGCUCCGGGUUUGCCGACGGCUCGAGAUGCUCUGCAUCAUCCCGAUGGCCAUUUGCUUCGUGGCCCUUGGGCUCUGCAUCACGGGCCUCAAGUGGGUGUUUGCCGACAGAAGUUCGGAGCCAUCUCCUCCCUACACAGACUUUUAUCCAGAUCCAAAUCGGGUUGGCCAAGAUCAACCAGUUAUCCCACCGCCUCCUACACUGCACAACAAUCGCUCCAUCAACCCAGAUACAAAGUUUCCCAGUUCAACGACCCCGACCUUCAACUGGAAUCAAAAUCAAAACUCCAACAUGGACAUGACUGUGCAUUCGACCCGGAACCGGACUACCCACCACCAUCCUCAUCACCCAGAUCGAACCAAGGUCAACAUCAACCGACCGACAUUUGACUCAAACAGAACUCCAACGGUUAACCUCAACCGAAAACCAUCCCAAAAGCCGUCUUCCGUCACGAGAACUCCGUCAAAAUUCCAUACCCCCCGUGUGUCUAUCAACCACUCCACGCUUGUGCCACCACCAAUAUUUCCACCUGUUCCUACAUCCAAUCUGUCCCCCAUCGCUCCCCCAUCUUCCUCCUCAUCCAUUUCCGAGUUUGAGGAUGGAUAUGUGAGCUCCGCAGCGCCGGAGUCCGGAGAGGACUCGGAGGAGGAAGAAAACACAGCGGUGGUCGAUACAGGCGACGACUGGUCUGGGCACAAGCGCGCCUGCAACGAGACGGAGCGGGGCUAUUGCGUCAACGGAGGCCGCUGUUUCGUCGUCGAGGGCACUGACAUCUACACCUUCUCUUGCGUGUGCAAAGAAGGCUACUUUGGAGUGAGGUGUAUGGAAACCGAGCCCCGAACUGAUACAGUUAUUAAUGGCAAAAGGCACCUGGGGAUUGAAUUUAUGGAAGCGGAGGAGCUGUAUCAGAAGCGGGUGUUGACCAUCACAGGGAUCUGCAUUGCUCUGCUCGUAGUUGGCAUCAUGUGUGUUGUUGCCUACUGCAAAACCAAAAAGCAGAGACAAAGGCUGCAGAACCGGCUGAGACAUGGAAUGCAUGGAAUGAAUGCCAAUCCACCAAACGGGCCCCACAAUCAGCCACACCCACCACCAAGUCCAGCACCAGCUCCCGACAACAGUAUUCAACUCCGGAAUUACAUUCAGAAGAACCCGGGUCCGCCUGAGAACAGGACGGAGCAGGAGACAGAUUGCUCUUUCUCCACCAGCCACCACUCCACCACUCCCACCAUGUCACCCAGACACAACUGCCGGCAAUGCUGGGGCUCGGGCCAUUCGGAAGGGAGCGUUACCACGGAGACGCGAUCUGGAGCGCUCACUUCCACCGCACCGUCGUCACGGGAGACGAGCCAGAGAGCCAAUCAGGUGGCUGCGGCGGCUGCUGCUGCUGCGGCGGCGGCGGCAAGAGGGCGACUCAAUGCUGCCGGAGGCCCAUGCGACACGCCGAGCCGCCACCCUGCCCAUGACUACCCCGACUCGCCGCUUAGCGACCGCUACGUGUCAGCCGUCACGACGCCGGCACGGAGCUCCCCGGUCGAGCUGUACUUCCCGCGGCACAACGGGCACGCGGCAGCGGCGGCGGACGGCGCGCAGAGCUCGGCCCACUCGCCGAGGCCGCCCCCACUGCCGCCGCUGGGCACGGCGGCGCAAUGCGCCGACAGCCCCUCCGCGCGGCUCUGGCGGCCCCCGAACCAGCACCAGCAGCAGCAGCACCGGGGCGGCUGGGGCGACGCGAGCCGCGGCGGCAGCUGCAGCAGCAGCGUGCCGCCGAGCCCAGCGUGGUUCCUGGAGGAGGAGGAGUACGAGACGACGCAGGAGUACGAGAUUCCGCCCGACGACUACCCGAAGCGCGCCGCGGCGCAAGCGGCGGUGUCCGUGGCGCCGGUGAAGGGUCUCAACAGGGUGAAGCAGUCGUCUCGACGCAACGGCAAGCGGAAAAAUGGCACGGUGAUGGCCGGUGCCACCAAGGGCCCCAUCGCCUUCGACUUUAGCACGGGCAGCAGCGGCACGGAGUCCGACGAGGAGGAGGAGGAAGAGAGUGAGUUUGAGAUUGGUGAGAACACGCCCUUUCUGAGCAUCCAGAACCCGCUCUCCGCUGCCUCUUUCGCCAACGGCGAUGGGACGGCCGUCGUGUCUCCACGGUCCUUCUCAGGCCAGUAUUCUGGCCCCCGGCUGGGCAGCCAGUCUCCAUCCCGGCUGGUGGGUAACGGACGGCAAAACUCGCUGUCGUCGGCGUUCACCACCAGCCAGUUCAGCUCGGAAGAGGAGCUCCAGGCGAGGCUGGGAAACGCGCUCCGUAGACAGGAUCCCAUAGCCGUCUAAACUUGCUUUCUCGAGAAAACAAAAAAAAAAGGAUCGAACCCUUGUCUGUUGUUGCUUCAUUAAACUGAACGAAGUAUUUAAUAGAUGCAAGUUAUUCAACAUAAGUAACGCACAUGCUGAAUUAGUGAAAUUAACAAGACUGUUUCAGAAACUGCUCUUUGCAAAUCCUAGUGACUCUUCUAAUUGGGUAUUAUGCAGCAUAGUGCCAUAUUACACAUUGUGUAGGAUUUGCAUUAUAAAGACUGCAUAUUGUAUAUUGUAUACAAGAUAUGUUAUUUUUUGUGCCUUUUUGUCUUUAUUUAUACUAUAGCAGAGGUCAAUCUGGGCAUUGAUAAGCCUAAAUCAUGAUUAUUGAGUGAUGGCUUGGUUCAUACGAAACUAUUUUGCAAUGUGCUAAUGAUAUAAAUCAAUAAGUCAAUUGCAGGCAACGUUGACAAUUGUGCAUACAAAUUUACUGUCGUUAAAAAGACAGGAAAGCAUGUAACUAUGCACAUGAGCAGAUUCAUCUUAGUAAACGUGCUGUUUUCAAAAUGUGCUGACAGAUAAUCUUUCGUCUCCCAUGAAUAUUGGUGGGUGGGUGGCUUAAACCACAAUAAUAGCAUUUUUUAAUACAUAUUAUAAAUCAUUAAUUCUUAAAGUUGUAUGUUUUUGAAACUGUAAUAUUUAUUAGCCAUUUCUUUAUUAACGUUAAUAUUUAGGAUCACAGUACGUGUGUAGAUUUUUAUAUUAAAUUCCUAAUUUUGUAUUUCUUUUCCUUAAAUAAUUUUACAUGUGUUUUUGGGUUCUAAUUUUCUUAAGAGUACAAUCAUGGUAAAAAAAUAAUUAUACACAAAAAUAACUGUCUGAAAUCAUCUAUUUAAAACAGGCCUUUGUUUCUAUAUAUGAUACGAUACUUAAAAGUUUGAUAUGCAGUUUUAAAUAAAGCAUUUUAACAAAACACCUUUUUCCAAAGCUGAUAAUUACGUUUACAAAUAAACUUGGUGGACGCUUCACGAAAUUUUAAAAUUGUGGUAAUUUGUUUAUUGGCAUAUUACAAAAUCAUUUAACCAUAUUUAUUUUAAAUACAGUCGGGACAUCGAAAUAUACCCUAACACCUUGUCAUCACUUAGUAGUCAUGAUUUUAAAAAGGACUUGUGCAAUAUUAGGAGCCAAACUUGUGUAAGGUAGACAAAGCUGUACAUUGCGUGCAUCCCAUUUUACAGAAAUUGUUUUGUAUAUUGACAUAUGACAUUAUACAAGUCCACGGAUAUUUUUUUUACAGUACCUUCCUGUUAACCCCAGUCCAUCCCUAAUAUUGCACAUGUCUUACGAGGCAUGGGUGGAAAUUGCAGUAUGGAAUAACUAUUUCUCAUGUUAUAACCAGCCCUGCUGUACCGUGUACAUUCAAUAGAACUUUACUGAGCAGUAGGUUAAGCAUACUAGAAUCCUUCUUUCCCUUGCCAAAGUUUGUAAUGUUUGAAAGAAGCGAUUCCAUUAAGCAUGAGAUGAGACUAAUGCCUGCAGAGAAUGUAUAUUUCUUUUGCGUUUCGGCCAUUCAAAUCAUGUUUUGCUUGUUUCUUUUCAUUUGUAGCCCCCACUGAAUACGAACUUAUCGUGUCGACGUCAAAGUUUCCGAGUGUGCAAAUGCAUAAGGAAUUGUAAAUUUCAAGUAUUUUUUACUUGCAUCACAUGUGGUUUCUCUCUAUAUCUGAUGUCGGUAUGCAAAUGAUUUGUACGUUUACUGGAAGAAGUGUUGCUGCAAUGGGAAGUCUUGGCAUUUGCAAAUUAUGAUGUUUGGCUCAUGGACAUGUGUCUGCUUGGUGUGUCCUUUUAUUGUAAAAAAAAUACAAUCAGAUCAACAUUUUGGCCAAAACUAGAAUAAAUUAAUAAAAUGUAUUCUACUGAAUAUUUUAAUAAUUUAUUACAAAUUCUAUUCACCUUUAACUCGUAUUAUAUUUUACAUGAGGCUAACAUGGAUUGGUUUGUCAGCCACAAAUAUAACAUUUAGAUUUACAUGUCUGAAAAACAAAAUGUACAAGUUAGCACGUGCGUGUGUGUGUGUGCAUUUUUGAGUUAAUGAAAUCAUCGUUCAAGGGAACAAAAGUUGCAUUUAUGUUGAUGUCAUGUGCAUAAAAUAUGUGUGAGGGGUAAUCUAAAGGUUUUGAGAAUUAUGGACUAAAACAACUCGAAUAAAAUAUCUGCCUUAUUUUUAUCGCAAUAUAUGAACAUUCUAAAAAUUAGGGGUGUAAUAUUUGCAUAAUUUGACCAAUCAAUCUAAAUUCCUGAGCUUGAAAUGCAUGCCGAGAGUGGCAAGUGGGAGAAUCGACAUUUUGCAAUUCAUUCGUGUUAUGUAAUGAGCUCACGUGAUCCCCUGCAGUCACUCGAGGCCGCUACAUUUGCCAGAAUGAUGACACAAGAAUCGAACCGUGACCCUAAAUUGCGACGAUCCAUUGCAUUGCAUGGGCAGUUGCAUCAUUGCACCCCUACCGAAAUGGAACACAAAGCUGCAAUUUUACCUCGGGCAAGUCCAUUCUCACUCGAUAUUACUCACUGGAAAAAUACACCACGGUAUUAAGUUGUGAGUGCAUAUUUCAAACCGGGCCUCAAACAUGUUUUGAUCACCCUUCAUGGCAUUAUUUCCACACGCUAAAAGGCCUAUAAGCUGUACCUGGUAGGAAAUAAUUUUUUAUUAUAUAACAAGAUAUAUUCACUUUUGGACCGUACCAAAAAAACGCUGUUUCCACAUGAAUAAGCAAAAACUGAUGAAAUUAUUACAAAUGUAAAUGUAUUAUUUAAAUAGUUUCCAGGCACAAGACCUCCACAAAGGGGUCGUGUGUGCAUGAUUUCACCCUCUGCUUUGUUGAUGUUCUCAAAGCUCAAAAUGACAUUUGUGUGUACUUGCCGUAGACACAAACUUUUUUUAAUUUCAGGUUUUACCCUGCCAUUAGAAAACAGAGUGUUGUGAUAUUGCGCGUAUUAAAUGGAAUCACAGAAAUACAAAUAUUAUGAUGCUAGAAAGCUGACAACUGCCAAAACGAUGACUCACAGUCAUCACCCCAGAGCAGCGAGUUAAAUGUGUAAAAUGUUAAUGUUACAUUUACGUGAGGAAUGCAUUGCUAAUGUUAAGAUAUUCUCUUUUUAAUACAGCCAACCUUUAUACAUCACUUGACAAAAGCCACAUAGUCUUCUAUUGAGAUGGUUUUCCUCUUAGAAAAUUAAUAAAUUAAUAAAUAUACACAUAGGCCAAACUUUGGCGAGUGUUUUUUUAGUAUUUUAAGUCACGUUUCUAAUUAAUAUUUCACUAAUUAUUAUAUUUCAGGAUCCAGUGUGACUCCCUGAGAGCUUUUUGCAGUAAUUUGCAUGCCCUUUUCAUCUGAGACUAUUUCAUUUUGGUUCGAUUAUUUUAUUUUCACUAAAAUGCACCCUCUCAAAUUGAAAGUCUCAACGCAAAAUCAAACAAUAAUACAAUGUGCUUUAUUUUUAUGAACAAAAAUGUGAUAGGGUGGUUUAUGGGUAGUUGGAACAAAGUUACUAUCUGUAGGCAUUAGCAAAUAACCACUUCUCUUUUGUUUUAAUUUUGACAUGUAUUCUAUGGUAAAUUAAUAGUUUGAAGGUUUAACAAUUCUAUUUAACCACUUUAUUUUUUUUUUCUGCACAUAUGUAUUGCUUUAAUUAUUGCUUUUUUGUUGGAAUAAGCAUUUCAUAUUUUCGUGUGCUAAUGUGCCCAACCGAUUCCAUAUGGACCCAGUUAUUCUUGCAAAGACUUAAGAGGAAUAUUUUUAUUUCUCUCACAAAUAAGGAUUUUAGCGGGGGAAAUAACUAGGUACAGCUGCAUUAGCGGAGUGUUGUAAAUACUUUUUUUCAUUUCUCCACAUAGAAUAGAGUGUUAAUGUUAUUUAUUUACUUGCAUAAUUGUUAUAUCAAUCAGCCGUAAGCAUUGCAUACCAUAUUAAUGUUUGUUUUAUUAUACGCCAUCUUUUCCACAUAUUGUUGCAUCUACAAAUAGGACAUAAGUGUUUAGAAUAGGAAACAUGUUUAAUUUAUUUCAAAGAAAAUGGUUGAGCUUUUUAAGAUUUUACUACUUUAUAAUAAAAAAGACGAGUUUACAUCUAAACAUCCUGCAUUGAAAGUUAUCCCAAAAUUGUACGUUUAAAUCUGUGGACUUUCCAACGAUCAUUUUUGCUGUACGUAUGUAGGGCUUUGCUUCUUUUUUGUUUAAAAAAAAAGCUCAAUAAUACAAAAAAAAAGUUACAUAAAACAAAAAAUGGCAAAAAACCCAUUUAAAAAUUGUAAAAGAAAAAGAACAAAAAUAAAAGAAAAAUUAUAUAUGUAUUUAUAUAUAUUAAAAAAUGACCUAUGGGGGUCUUUCUUUUUGUUGUUUUGUUUGUCAGGUCGCACAGUUGCUUGCCCUGGUCCACAAAAAGGAAAUCUUAAGCGUCCCUGCUGUUGAUGUAUAUUAUGCAUUGCAAAUGACCAAACCAAGACAUUAAAACAAUAAAAU